ACGGAUUUUCAUCGCGUGAAAAUCAAUCUCACACAAGGGCUGACAAACUCUAUUCGUAUUAUCAUCGUSAAUAGACAAGAGCCUCUAAACUCCAGAUCUGAGUUGUGACGUUCCAACGUAUCAGGUAGAAUAGAUCCUCAUCCGUUGCACAAGCGAUAGGAAGAGCUUUUUUUGUUGGACAAGAAGUAAGAAAUACUCUAUCGUUUCAACCUAGAGAGUAUGUAAAACAUUUUCGAACGAAUCAGAUUUCGAAACUUUGGCAAACGCUCAACAAUUGUUCUCUGUUACUCGUUUGGUAUUGAAAGUUCACAGGUAGAACUCAGCUCGGUGCUGCACUUCAUUCUUAUCGCUUCACUUUUCUUUUGACAAGCAUCACUCUAUGGCRCCGUUCCCCUCGAACACGUCACGGGAACCCUAUAAACUAGAAGRUCAUCACCGAACCAUGGAGGACAGCACCUAUAGCGGAUUUAGACAAGACCUUGCCAAAAUCACAGCUGUAGACGAUUGUACAGAAACUYACAACAAAUCCUCCAARAGAAGUGACCCAAGCCUUUAUACUGAUGCGGGCGGUGCUGGACAUGUUGACAGCACAAGACCCAAGAAAAGAGUGAAAGGCUCUAGCAAMYCAUCCCUGUCACUACCGAUUAUUGGCUCGUAUUUAAUCAAGACCGAUUACGACGACGACAUUGUGAACGUUACUGUAACUACUGAUGUUAAUGACAGCGAUGACGACGUAGACACGAGUACUCCAGCUAGCCGCAACGUACCCUUUCAUGCAUGUGAAUGGUGGAAAGAUGGGACCGCAUACAUUCGAGACUGGAUGACUACUCCGCACGAUGACGCGGACACAACAAAGACAUCUGAAUUCUCUGCUGCCAGUCAGAACGAAUAUAGCGAAUUUCUUGGGUCGGCGGACAAAGACCCUAGUCCGGUUCUGAAAUUCUUGGGAAACAUAGCGGCUUCCAGAGAGAGCCAUGAUCACAGCAGYCAUGAAGUACAGUCGCGGUAUAUGGAACCUUUACCCCUCAAAACACGAAACGGGGGGGCUCUGUACAAUGCUCCASAAGCGUUUCGUAACAAGGCAUCUAGGUUACCCAUGUCCACACGGAAGCCACCUUCCGGAACUUUGAUGCCUCAAUUWAAUCAGUUUGGAGAGACGACCUUUGAUCCUUACAUGUCGUCUCAAGGGCAACAUUAUCAUAACMAGCAACCAUAUCAGCUGCAGGCCCAGAAACAGCAAUCGGUGCAGGCGUGCCAUCCCCCUUCCUUCUUACCUGAAUCAAUCCAUGCUGCACAACAUAAAAAGAUGCAGCAACAAACUUACCAUGGCCAAAGACAACAGAUCGACCAACCGGGUUUUGUACGGGCUGAUAUCGCUUUGAAUAAACCUCAAGCAAAGGUGUUGACUGACGAUAUCUUUUGUCUSGGCCGUGACUUUCAAGAAUCCUAUCACGAAGAUACAUCUUUUGACGAAGAUUCCGUCACGGGUGUCAUUGCCAAUCCAARUACGAGUAUCAAUCCAGAAGACAAGGUUGACGAGAACGAGAAUAUUAGGAAAGAAAUKAUUAGUGCUUUUGUGAACUUCGACGGAGAAGAUUCCAAAAGUGUAAUAGAAAACACGGACGAUCGUAACGAUAUCAUGGACAAGGAAAUAGCAGUCUUAAUAGCCCGCGACAAUGGCCUUGAACCUUCCUCUGGCAUUUCUACAAGCAAGGGAACUGCAGAUGACACCGAGCUCACGGGCGCAGAAUCUGACGCUUUUUUUGAUGGUGGAAAUCUWUUGGAUUCGAACCCAUCUUCCGACCCUUCCCGAGACAUCUCCAAGAAUAUUUUGGACUCUUCGAAGACACACUUGGAACUAGGCACCGACAAAUCAUCGACAGAGGUAAGAUUUCGCGCGUAUCAAGCCGAAAGUUGGACCGAGAAGUUUGAAGAGUUAAUCGAAUUCCGAAAGAAAAAAGGUCAUUGUUUGGUUCCAAAUUGCUACCCGGAUAAUCCAGCCCUAGCGCAAUGGACAAAACGCCAGCGUUAUCAGUACAAGCUGAAGCUUAAAGGCAAUCGCUCCACUCUAACGGACGAAAGGGUCRAUGCCCUGGAGGACAUUGGCUUCAUCUGGGAUUCUCACAAGGCUGUUUGGUCCGAAAGRCUGCAAGAACUCGCGCAAUUUAAGAAAAGAUUCGGUCAUUGUAACGUGCCUAGUCGGUAUARAGACAAYCAUCAAUUGGCGAUAUGGGUUAAGCGACAACGACGUCAAUGGAAAAACAAAUUAGAUGGCAAGCCUCAUUGUAUGACCGAGGAUAGAAAACAAGCUCUCGAAGCCAUUGGAUUUGUAUGGGACAUGAAAAUGUUGAAGUAUGCAACAAAAGGAAACAAGGAGAAUGUUAAGAAGAAGAUGUCAUGUAAAAGCAAGGGAGUAUAAAAAAUGCCAAACUUUGCUUUUCUCAUCUUGCAAAAAAGUCGAACUUUUGCAAGUUCACCUGGAAGAAUACCAUCAUCUAUAGGGACAGUCGGUCAGCCUCACACAGAGUCGCUGAACUAGACGUCACCUAAUUUAAGCCAUAUAUCAUGCAAAUAAGUAUUUAUCUACAUA
This is a messenger RNA of Pseudo-nitzschia multistriata, 2590 nucleotides long. Lineage: Eukaryota; Bacillariophyta; Bacillariophyceae; Bacillariales; Bacillariaceae. The record is from the annotation of a GenBank genome assembly.